AUACUUGUUGUUCGAGACGAGAAACAUGCGAGAGAUGCUCCGAAAUUGGAACUGUCAAAGUCAAUAUAUGGUUAUGAUUUUUACAACAAACAGCCUGUCGCACAAUUUAUAAUUUUGUGUGAAUUGUACAUAAGCGUGCAAUCGCAAGUAGCAGAUUUGAGACAUUGACGAAACGAAUUUCUGCGAAUAAUGGUGCUAAAUGAUUGUCCGGACCCGGAAAGGGUAGGAUGCGGCUUCAGCGCGUUUAAAGAAAUAGACGAAGUGACUGCAUUGAUAGCGGAAUUGAGAAAACCAGAUUUGUCGCCAAGUCUCGUGGAGAGGAACAGGGAUCGCUUUAAUUUUAUUCUGUCUCAGUAUCAGGAUCAGCAUCAGCUUCUGGAUCCAUAUCUCGAGAAGAUCUUGGAAUCCCUGCUGUCAAUUAUAAAAGAUGAGGAAUGUGCAGAGAGCAUCAAACAUAAUACAUUCAAAUAUUUGUUUAUUAUUAUGUCAGUAAAAACGUAUAAAAAGAUUGUUACUUAUCUACCACACGAGGUAGUAGAUCUUUUACCUGUGUUAAGGAUGCUUGAGAAACAAGAUCCAAAUGAUGUAGAAAUAUGGGAAACCAGAUAUGUUCUUCUCAUAUGGUUGUCUAUUAUUUCAAAAAUACCAUUUCCCCUUUCUCGCUUAGAGACAUCUGAGAAUGUAGAUCCUGAGCAAACUAUUGUUGUCAGAAUUUUAAAAGUAUGUAAACUGUAUUGCCUCUCAAAAGAUGCAUGCGCUGUAGCAGCUGUGUUUUUAAUAGCAAACUUUUUAACAAGAUCAGAUGUCAAGAAGUUGUAUUUAGAGGAAAUGAUCAUGUGGUGUUUAAAGUGUAUAGAAAAUGACUCUAUGAGACAUGGGCCUCUGGCUGUCAUAGCUUCGAUAUUAAAACAUAGUGCAAGGGAAGAUGUCAAGCCAUAUAGUCAAAUGCUUCUCGAUAAUAUGUUGAAACUUCGGCUGAGUGACAAUCCAGCAGAUCUUAUUAGAAAAUUUGACAAAGUUGUUCAACGCAUAGGUUUGGUAUUGUUGAGAACAAAAUUAGCAUCCUGGCGUUAUCAGAAGACGAGUCGGCCGAUAAACAUUAUGCCUAAUGUUAAAACAGAUAAUAUUGAUAACACUGAAAGUGUUACCGAUCUUAAAAAUACUAUUUCAAAUGACAAUGAAGAUCAAGAGAUUCCUCCAGCCAUCGAAGAUAUAAUAGAGCAACUCAUACAAGGUCUUCGAGAUAAAGCAAUCACUAUAAGGUGGUCUGCAGCGAAAGGCAUUGGCAGAAUAACAGCGAGACUGCCGAUGGACUUGGCUGAUGACGUACUGGGAUUUGUGUUGAAUCUAUUUUCCGGACGUGAAUCAGAUUCAGCAUGGCACGGUGGUUGUUUAGCACUGGCGGAACUUGGAAGACGUGGUUUGCUGUUACCUCACCGUCUAAGCGAUGUUAUUCCUGUAGUCCUGCAAGCCUUAGUCUUUGACGAACCUAGAGCUUAUGGAUCGAUUGGGUAUUUGAUUAGGGACGCCGCUUGUUACAUAUGCUGGUCUUUUCCGAGAGCCUACGAUUCCCACGUUUUCGAACCUUACGUCAAAGAAAUCGCGGCGAUGUUAUUAGUGGUGACAUGCUUCGAUAGAGAGAUAAAUUGUAGAAGAGCAGCAUCCGCCGCGUUUCAAGAAAAUGUCGGCAGACAAGGCAACGUUCCGCAUGGUAUCGAUAUAUUGACUGUCGCCGAUUAUUUUGAAGUUGGUGUAAGGAGUCACACGUAUCUUAAAAUCAGUGUCCAAAUUGCGCAGUACGAGGAAUACACGAAGCCCUUAAUAGAUCACCUAAUUGCGAAAAAGGUCACACAUUGGGACACUGCAAUCAGAGAACUUUCAGCUCGAUCGCUUUUCAAUUUAACGGCGGCUGAUCCGCAUUACAUGAUAGACACGGUAUUGCCGACUCUGUUGGACAUGCUAAAUUCUAUCGACUUAAAUGUUAGGCAUGGUGCGGUAUUGGCCACCGCGGAGAUUCUCGAAGCUUUAUACAAUCACUUUAAUGAUAAAAUUGAAAAUAUUAUCGGAGCCACAGCUGUGGCCGAUAUACAGGAUAUAGUAAGAAUAUUCAGAAGCAGAGGACAAUUUAAAGGGCUUGGAGGAGAACUGAUGAAGCAGGCUUGCGCUGUGCUAAUCAAGAAAUGUUCUAUCGUUCACUUUCCUAUUCACUUCUCAGAUGUUGUAGAAGAUUGGCAGAAGCUCUUGGAGGAAUGCUUGAGUCACGAAGUGUCAGCGGUUAAACUAAAAGCAGCCGAAGCGCACACGAACUUUUUCGUAGAAUAUUAUGUAGACAUCGAUUAUGAUGCUCGAAGUGCUGUAGUCAAUCGUUAUUUAGAGUCCUUACGAUCGCACAAUCAGCCAAUUAGAAUAGGAUUUGCACAAGCAAUAGGUCAUUUCCCAUUGUUUGUAAUUCGGGAAAGAGUAAAAGACGUCAUAGAAGCGUUAAUCACGUGCACUCACAUAUCCGAAAACACAUUAAAAUGGGCGGAAAGUAGGAAAGAAGCUUUACAUUCUUUAAUAUUGGUAUUGCAAACAUUAGGAAUCGAUGAAGCAGACAAAUGGCAGUUGUUUGUACCAGAUUUGUACGAUUGCUAUUUACUGGCUCUCAAAGAAUAUACGAUAGAUAGUCGUGGAGACAUAGGUGCUUGGGUGAGAGAGGCGGCCAUGAUCGGAUUACAUGUAUUGACCAACUUAGUAUCCCAAGCAAAAUUAUUAUCUGUGUUGAACGAGAAUUUAAUGGCUAACAUUAUCGGCGGUAUCGCACAACAGGCUGUUGAAAGAAUAGAUGGAAUUCGAGCGCAGGCUGGUACUGUGUUCAGUGCGCUUAUACACAGCGAUCCACCACUUCCAAAUAUUCCACAUCACAGCGAGUUAAAAACUAUAUUUCCUUAUAACGAAUGUAAGGAGACUAUCGAAUGGAGGAUGGAAUCUGCAACGUUUCCACGAUUUAUUAAAAUGUUAAGUUUUCCACCGUAUAAAGUAAAUCUGUUACGAGGAAUUGUAUUCAGCGUUGGCGGCUUAAGCGAAUCAUUGGUAAAAUACUCGAGUGUUUCCUUAUUUACUUAUCUGCAAGAAAUCGAUGAAGUCGGUUUACGGGAUCUGUGUGAGAAGAUAUUAAACAUAUUCGAGGAGAAUCAUAAAAAUGAAAGGAUGAUAAUAUCAAUGUUGGCUUUCUUGGAUCGUUUAUUGAGUUCAGGCUGCAUUCAGUCCAUUUUGGACGAUGCAGAUAAUACAAUCUCAGAGCGUAUAUUGGCGCUAUUAAAACAUGAAAUCAAAUAUUCCAGCAAUAUGAAAUUGCUUAUUAGUAGUAUAAAUGUUUUCUGUCAAUUGCUACAGGUGCGAGGUCCUGUUGCAAAAAGAGCGUUUUGUCAGCUGAGUAUAUUUUUGUGUCACAAAUACACAAGCUUGAGAAAAACAACAGCUAUACGUACUUAUGAAGCUUUGACUCUUUAUGGAGAAGAGAUGGAUAUAGCGGAAGAAGAUUUGACAAAUAUACUCACAAAAUUGAACGCGACAGAUUGGGAGCAACCCAUCGCAGAUUUACGUCCGACCAGAAAUCAUUUGUGUGAACUAAUGAAAGUACCUGCUCCAGUUUUGCAAAUAAAGUCGACAAAUUGAAGAAGGUUAUUUUAUGUACAAAGAUCUUAGCUUUUCUUUAAGAUCGUAUUUUAUUUUUAUGCUUGCAUAGCAUAAAGUGAAAUAAGAUUCAAUCGCUAUGCUAAUACAGCUGACGCUAAUACAAAGAGAAAUACUGAUAAUUUGCACACAUCAAAUAAGAUUUAAUGUUAAACUAUAACACUGUUUAAUAAUAUUGUAUAUAUGUACGCAUACACAUAUAAAAA
Linepithema humile (Argentine ant) is the source of this 3881-nucleotide messenger RNA. It is a transcript of the gene TBCD, whose product is annotated as tubulin folding cofactor D. Lineage: Eukaryota; Metazoa; Arthropoda; Insecta; Hymenoptera; Formicidae. Gene Ontology annotation, molecular function: beta-tubulin binding; GTPase activator activity. The record is from RefSeq and is a predicted model, not a curated record. Gene Ontology annotation, cellular component: lateral plasma membrane. Gene Ontology annotation, biological process: microtubule cytoskeleton organization; adherens junction assembly; bicellular tight junction assembly.